CUUUGGUGCGAGCGCAGUGCUGAGAGAGCGGCUGUGAGGAAACGCGUGAGCUCCCAAGGACUCUGGCGCGAGCAUGAGCCAACACCUCGGCGGAGUGCACGUCUCUGCAGCCUUCAUGUGCCUGCUCACUAUUUUGGAUUUUUCAAGAAUAAAUGCAAGCAAUCUGUGUGGAAGCUCAGUUGGUACCCAAAGCAAGAAGUUAGCCAAUCUCCUGAAGAACGAAGCAGAAUUACUUGUGAGAACAUAUAUUGAAGCUCAAGGAGAAGGCUUUCCCCAGUCAAGCUCAGAGUGCAAAGAGGAAGUGUCUGGCUUCCCAGUGGGUGACAUCACUGCCAGAGAGCCCCCUGAGAUGCUUCAGAGCAUCUAUGUAACUUUGAAAAACAUAGACAGACAUUUCAAAACCAUCUUACAGCAGCUCUCUGAUCUGGGCUUUUCAGCCAUGGACCCUUUACAGAUGAAACUCAAGGAGGCUCAAAAGCGUGUUCUUCACCUGGCUGCCAAUAUUAAAUGCCUGCUCACAGAGCCUCCACCAGAGGUCAAGAUACCACCAGUGACCACCAGGGGCAUCUACAAGCAAAAGAAAUAUGGCUGUACUGUCCUGAGAAAAUACUCCGAGUUCCUGACUCAAGUUGUACGAGGACUGAGCCACCUGACUGAGAAAAAAAGAUAUAUUCAUCCCCAUCGAGCUCGGUUACAAAGACUGCCUUAGUUUUAACCAAGAACUGUUUAUAAAUAUAUUUAUAUAUUUAUAUAUUUAUUUAAGUAACUUUAUUGCUGAUCUUUUAUGACCAGUAUGCAUCCAUUGUAUUUAUAUUAGGCCAAAGAUAUUUAAAAUUUGCUUUGUGGGGACAUGCUUUCGACACAGACAGACAUCUGACCUCUGGGUAAACACUUUGAAUCCACCUUGUACAUCUAUGUUUCACCCACAUGAGAGCCAUUUCACAUUGCACGCAAAAUUUCCAAGCCCUUCAUGACAGUAUCAGUAUUCAUUACAAAAAGAAUGUAGUUGUGUUGAUUGUGAUACUCCAAAUGAAUGUAUUAUUUUAUUUCUGCUUGACUAAAAUGUUUUACAUACACAUAAUACAUUAAU
Erpetoichthys calabaricus (reedfish) is the source of this 1090-nucleotide messenger RNA. RefSeq lists its product as uncharacterized. Gene Ontology annotation, molecular function: ciliary neurotrophic factor receptor binding; cytokine activity. Gene Ontology annotation, biological process: immune response; negative regulation of neuron apoptotic process; ciliary neurotrophic factor-mediated signaling pathway. Bases 74 to 709 code for a protein of 211 amino acids. NCBI's taxonomy places the organism in Eukaryota, Metazoa, Chordata, Cladistia, Polypteriformes, Polypteridae. Gene Ontology annotation, cellular component: extracellular region. The record is from RefSeq and is a predicted model, not a curated record. The transcript has 3 exons.